Molecule: messenger RNA, 1395 nt
Organism: Didymosphaeria variabile
Lineage: Eukaryota; Fungi; Ascomycota; Dothideomycetes; Pleosporales; Didymosphaeriaceae
Exons: 3
Coding region: 1-1395 (464 amino acids)
Molecular function (GO): protein binding
Source: RefSeq, a predicted model, not a curated record
AUGUCGCACAUGAAAGCCCCGGACAGCGUCGUCGAGCUUGCUCCCGAGCUGCUGGAGCUCAUCCUGUCGUUUCUCCGCCCACAGGAGCUCGUCAGGUUCGGGGCGACCUGCCGACGCGCACACGACUUCAUCCGUCCCACCAACCAAUUGCUGUGGAAGCAGACCUUCCUGCACGUUUUUGACCAUCCGAAACAUGUUUGGGAGGCCCUCGUUCCUACCGCCCGCGCCCACAAUCAGCCCCGCGAGGCGCUUUGGGACUGGCACCGUGAACUUGUGCGCCGCACAGAGGCCUACAACCUUGUCUUGGAAGGGGACCGGGACACGCUCGCUCCCGAGAUAGACAAUGUCGUCGGCGCUCUGCUCGACAUUCAGCAGACUGCGUCUUGCCCAAGUACCGACGAAACUGCCUCACCCGUAUCUCUGAAUAUCAUGUAUCUGAACCGCCUAGUGCAGCGCGCACCGGACUUUGACUCCAUCAUUCACGACUUCAGCAGACAUCCUUCUUCGCUAUCAGUCCCCCGAGACUCGAAAAUGAACCCCGAUCGACCCAUUACUCGCUCCAUGUUGACACGCGGGGCGGUCGUGCCUGAGUGUGCUAGCCGCUUGCAUAUAAUUUACGGUCCUACCGAGAGGGAAGAAGACUCGACUGCGUCCAAGGCCGCUGCAAGAGCUAUCGUGUACGACUGGAGUGUCACAGGCGAGGACGCCGAUUUCGGUCCAUUCCAGAAAGAUGGCUCAGGAGCAGUGAAUUGGCAGUCCGUGGAGGCUAUUAGCUCCUUGAUGCAUCGUAUUUUUGAUACGGCUCUCAAGGCAUAUCAUUUGCACCCGACUGGCUUUGACAUCCACGUGCCCUGCAAGCAACCGAUGAACGCCGCCGUUCCCGUUGAUUGGGCAGGAAUCACGGGCACUUGGGCGGGCACUUACGCCUUUCUGGACUAUCGUGCGCUCGUUCAUUACAAUUUUGCUCACAACUUGGAACAUACUUUGGAUCUAGGAAAUUACGAAGAAGCGUGUGGUGAUUUGAUGCGCUUGGACCUCGAAAUAGAUGAUUCGGAAGAGCUAAAGAACGAUGAACGACUGCAAUCUGACUUGCCAUAUUGCGACGACCUCCCAAAAUUGUAUUUUGAAGGCACAUCUACCAGACAAGCGACCGAGCGACCCUCGAUAGGCGUAAGAGGAGUGGCAUGUCUUGCUCCUGGCGGACGAGAGGUGCGCUGGCGGCUCAUCAUCAGGUACGCUGGUGCAGAUCAGUGGCAACUGGAAGGAGUGCAACCCAGUGGUAUACGAUCUGGAGGCAUAUAUGGACUGUGGAGCCACGUAGAUCACGACGAUCACGGUCCAAUGGGUCCGUUCUAUUACGCGCCAAGCGCGAUCACUGAAUUCUCCUUCGAUUAG